AUGACUGACCAAAAAACUGUUGUUAUUCUUGGUGCGGGAUGGGCCGGUUUGCCGCUCGCCCACAAGUUACUUAAAUAUACUUCUUCUAAGACGGCCAUCGAAGUCAUCUUGGUAUCGCCAAACAGCCAUUUCUUCUGGAACGUGGCGGCUACCAGAGGUCUUAUUCCCGGAAUGAUUCCAGAUGAAUCGAUGUUUAUCCCCAUUGCUACUGGAUUUGACCAUUACGCGGUCGACCUAUUCGAAUUUAUACUUGGCAGAGCCACUGACAUCCAAUCAUCAUCGAAUUCAGUUACUAUCCUUACCAACACUGGUGGGAGUAGGACUUUGCAAUACCAUCAAUUGGUGAUAGCAACAGGCUCGAGAUUGGCUGGCGGACUGCCACUAAAACCUAUCGGUACGCAUGAGGAGACCCUCGCCGCGUGGCAUGAGCUGCAAGCAAACGUCAGUCGCGCCAGAGACAUUGUCGUCGCUGGUGCAGGUCCAACUGGUGUCGAGAUUGCGGGAGAGUUAGCCGCAAAGUUUGGAAAGCUUAAAAAAAUUACGCUUAUUAUGCGUGGUGAUGUCCCACUAGAGAGCUCCAGCGACGUACUCUCUUCUGUUCGAACAACUCUAGACAAAGACUUACAAAAGCUCGGUGUCGAACUCAUCCGCAAAACUUGUGUGAAAGCCGUUGAGGCCGGUGAUGAUGGCAAGACACAAGUUUUGAUUCUGGACAAUGGGUCAAGGGUGAUUACCGAGUUAUAUCUUCCAUGUCAUGGAAUUCGACUAAACAACGGCUUCAUUUCCACCGGUUUCCUUGAUCCCCAGGGCAAUGUGAAUAUUGAUGACAAUAUGCGCGUGGUGGGCACAGAGAACAUUUGGGCUAUUGGCGAUGUGAGCAACGCUGGUCCAAAGCAGCUCACUGUAACGGAUAACCAGAUUGUCUACUUGGCGGGCGCAUUAGAUACUGCUUUGACAGGGAAGGAUUCUAUUGCACCUUACCAGCCUGUAAAAAAAACGAUGAUCUUUCUAUCGCUGGGAAGAAAGUACGCGACGGGGCAGAUUGGUAGCUGGAAACUAUGGGGCGCAUUGGUGUCAUACGUCAAAGGCAGGAACUUGUUUGUUGAUACUGCAGACGGCUAUGUUAGUGGGAAGCAUCUUAGACAUUCGUCCAUGUAG
Molecule: messenger RNA, 1158 nt
Organism: Trichoderma harzianum CBS 226.95
Lineage: Eukaryota; Fungi; Ascomycota; Sordariomycetes; Hypocreales; Hypocreaceae
Exons: 1
Coding region: 1-1158 (385 amino acids)
Cellular component (GO): cytoplasm
Molecular function (GO): flavin adenine dinucleotide binding; electron-transferring-flavoprotein dehydrogenase activity
Source: RefSeq, a predicted model, not a curated record